Pecten maximus is the source of this 1909-nucleotide messenger RNA. RefSeq names its product snRNA-activating protein complex subunit 5-like. Gene Ontology annotation, biological process: transcription initiation at RNA polymerase III promoter; transcription by RNA polymerase II. The transcript has 4 exons. NCBI's taxonomy places the organism in Eukaryota, Metazoa, Mollusca, Bivalvia, Pectinida, Pectinidae. The record is from RefSeq and is a predicted model, not a curated record. The coding region runs from base 39 to 410 and encodes 123 amino acids. Gene Ontology annotation, cellular component: nucleus.
UAUUUAAAAGAUCACGACUGCAAAUUCAGGCUACUGACAUGGCGGCUUUGAAGGAACUCCGACGACUCAGAGAUGAGGAACGAACUCUGGUGAACAUAGCAUCAAAAGUUAGCGACCAGCUCAACCGACUGAAGGUGGAGGAACUUGCACUUGUGAGUAUGAUUCGACAGAAUGUGAACCAGGGACAGCCUGAUGUAGAGGAGGAACUAAACAAUAAAGACAACAGCCACGUCCCACAACAGAUUGUUCUGAAAACAGAAACAAACAUUAAUGAGGAGAAUGAUAACAAACCCCCAGAGUUACUUACCUUGGAUCUGUCUGUUCAACCCACAGGACAACAACAGUUUGGUGAGGAGGAAGAGGAGGAAGAUGAUGAUGAUGAUGAUAUAGUUGAUAAACUCCAGCAGUGACCAGCAGUCACUUUCAUGGGAAAGGAAUUCUGGAGAGGAAACACAUGAAGUAACUAUUGGUCAAUCUGUCACACCACAUCUCCAUGGUGACUGGUACAAGUUCCCAGAUGGUAAACUCUUGUGUUGAUUUCUACACGAUGACAGGACUGUAGUACAAGUUCCCAGACAGUGAAUUCCUGUGUUGAUUCCAACAUGAUUUCAGGACUGUAGUACAAGUUCUAAGACAGUGAAUUCCUUAAAGAGUUAUGUGGUGAUUCAAACAUGAUAUAUUGUUCUUCUCUUGUACCAACUAGUUAAGACAUAACACAUGUAAAGCCACAGCAGAUGGACCCUUGUCUUUGAAAGGAUACCAAGGUUUCCACUUGGCACCUGUGUGGACUCCCCGCUGUAUGGAGUUCUCCAAGGCCAUUCAGGGGCUUGAUUGGUAUAUUUGGAUCUGUAUAGGUUUGAAGGCUAGGUUUCUCUUGCCAAUAUGUCAGAGUACAAGACUGUCAGGUUGACAGCCGAGUUUAGACUCUCAGUGCUGAACUGUCCAGUUUAGAUAUUGUUAUUCGUUCACCUGGUCCUAUGGACCAAGAUGAGCUUAUGCCCUACCGUGGCAUCCUUUCUAGGUCGGUUGGUUGGGUGGUCAGUCUAUCUGUCUCUCCAACCAACCACAGAUUCAGUUUCCAGAUGUUCACUUUUGUAUUUAUUGACCGAUUUACAUGAAAUUUGGUCUAGAUGCUCAGUCCACAAAAAUAGAUCAUUAAUUACAAUAAAAUAAAAAAGAUACAAAAAGGUCAAGAUCAAAUUUUGUCUUUUCUCCGAUUGGAAUAUUUUGCCGGUCAGAAUUAGAAUUACCUUUAACCAAGGAGUCAGUUGACCAAAAAUCAAGGUCACUGGAUCAAAGGUCAAGGUCACUUGGUCCAAAGGGAAGUGUUUCAGCAUUGAACUGCUUUCAGUUGAAAGUUAUGGGCUGAUGAAUGCCAACUGGUCAAAGGCCAAUUCAACAUGAAGCGCUAGUUCAGUGCUUAUAUUUACAUUUGACAACGAUUUUAAAAGACCAUAUCCAGGAAUUUUGCUCUUACGAUGAAUGAACAAAUUAUUAUUGUCAAAGAUGGAACAGCCUUUUCAACAGCCAUCUUUCAUUAUCGCCGACGUAACAAUUAUGACGUCAAAAUAAAGGUUUGGAAGUUAUGGACUCGUAACCUUCAAGUGAGCUUGGUAAGGUUAUAUAGUGGGGCUGGAGCGUAAAUGUAAAUAUUUUGCCAUAAACACCGAAAUAUCAGCGAUACAGUCUCUCUGGGCCUCUUGCUUUUAGACGGGUCGAUUAAUAAUAAUAAAAGAAGUUUUAGUUAUAAGGCAAAGUUAUUAUCAUAAAUUUACUACAGCAGUAUUGUCUAUGGAGAAAUUUUUUUUUUAUGAAUUUAAUGAACAUUAAAAAUCUUUUGGUAGUAAAAAUAUAUCUUUUUGUGAAAAUCGAUAAUGAAACAAUAAAAUUUUUAACAUGAAAUUGUGAA